Messenger RNA from Hemisphaericaspora subhashii, 879 nucleotides. It is a transcript of the gene SOL1, whose product is annotated as Sol1p. The transcript has a single exon. Bases 1 to 879 code for a protein of 292 amino acids. NCBI's taxonomy places the organism in Eukaryota, Fungi, Ascomycota, Pichiomycetes, Serinales, Debaryomycetaceae. The record is from RefSeq and is a predicted model, not a curated record.
AUGAUACCACUGACGCCCCAGACUCCACCAAGACAAUCAAGGGAGGCACGUAUUCCAAGAAUCAAUGGUUGCGAACAACUGGGGAUGCCCAAUGCUAUUCCGAAAACCCCUGAUCCUUUCCUCCAGAUUAAUCAUUUGCCAACUCCACUGACUGCAACUAAGAAGCCCCUCUCUUUGAUAUUCCCAUCCAAUUAUAUCCAGCGAACUCCAGUGCAGAAACAGUCUAGAUGUGUAAUUUAUCCCACAACUCCAGAACACAAAAUCACGUCCCCCUUCAGAAGGAAGAAAAAGAGUCAUGACAUCUUACGAUUAGAUGAUGAAGGAAGCAAUAUUAAGAACACAUUUGGCCUUUUGUUGCCUACUCCUUCAACGGUCGGAUCGGGAAGAAAAGCAGCCGGGUCGACAUUACAUUCAGUCUCUCUUGUACCACCAAAAUUUGACAUCGAGUCACUAGCUAAACUCAGUCGAAGUAUGAACUUUGAAGAAGAAUUGGAUCAUGCUGUGAACAGUACUCCCAACACUCCUGGAAGACAAAUUAUUGAUGACAAAACCGUAGAUGAAUGGUACGGCAAAUCUGCGAAUAAUGAUUUUUCCUCCUCGGAAGAAGAAUAUGAAAAUGACGAAAUAACCACAUUUGAAGAAGCCAAAAGACUUCCAAGACACCGACCACUGAACCCGUUCUUAGAAAAUGCAACUAUUUCAAACUAUCCAAUACAGAAGGAGCGCAAUCCGUUUAUAGAUUCCAAUCACAAACUGGUAAACUAUGAUACCCAUAUGGAAAUGAUAAAUAAUAAGACUGGUAAAAGAAGGGUUAUCAAAUUGUCCAAAGCGCAAAUGAAAAUAAAACCAAAGAAGUUGAACUUCGGUAAUUUAGUGUGA